ACAAUAAUUAUAAAGAAAAAAACGAGCAUUUAUCAUGGCAGUUGGCAAUUUCCCUCCCUUGCUGCCAUCGCUGACCAAACCCAAACCAAAUUAACAACUACGACCAUUUUUCCCCCAAUUCCCAAUUUCAAGGGUUUGAACCGAACGCCUUUCCUCUUCCGCUGAGACGAAGAAGUCAUCAGGCGUGUGCUAAGCACGGCAGCUGUUUCUUCUUCCCUCGUCGUUUCUCUCUCUGUUCCCUUCCUACAAACCCCGGCCUCUGUUUUCUCUUUAAACCAGAUCAAUAGAUUUUGGAGAGAAGAGGAAUCUACGCCUUCUUUGUUCUCGCAUCUCUUCCACCUAACCCCUCUUCUCAUAUUCCUUGCUUCGUCUCAGCUUUUUCAUCGCCACAUCCCUGUCCCUCGCCGGUCCGAAUUCAUUUUCCACUCUCUCCAGUGCUCUUCCCCUUUUCCGGGUUUACCUUCAAUCGUAAGGUAGCUUUCCGGCAGUAAGAUGGAUUUCUUAUUCAGAGGCUUAAACGAGGACCCUUCCCCGGUAGACAUGCUUAGGUGUCCAUUUUUGAGAAAUAUCAAUGAGCCAACUAAUUUUUCCUUCUCCUCGGCCAUGCCCUUCCCGAUGCCUGGGCGUUCUGGCAAAGGUCCUAUUUUCGAAGAUGGCCCUAAUUUUGAUUCGACAUUCAGGCUAUUCCAUGGACAAGAUGGAGUAGUCCCACUGUCCGAAAGAUCAUUCCCGAUCUUGGACAGAAUUGAGACCCCCCUGCAAACCCGUCCUGAAUUUAACCCAUUAGCUGCAAAGGCAGCCACGAUCAGUCUCUCAUCUUUUGGCCCUGGUGGACCCUUUAGUUUCGAUGCAUUCUCUAAGAAGUGGAACAACAGUCAGAGCAAAAAGAACUCUAAAUCAUCCAAAAAAGGCUCACAGGGAGGAAACUCGGAGCAUGAGUCAAUGAGCAAUGAAUGGCUGCAAAACGGGAACUGCCCGAUAGCAAAAUCAUAUCGAGCAGUCGGCAGCGUCCUGCCACUCGUUGCCAAAGCAUUCCAGCCGCCACCUGGUGUUAAGAUCAAGUGCCCGCCUGCAAUUGUUGCUGCCAGAGCAGCUAUAGCACGGACUGCCUUUGCAAAGAAUCUUAGGCCACAACCUCUACCCUCGAAAAUACUGGUGAUUGGGAUGCUAGGGAUGGCUGCAAAUGUCCCCCUGGGUGUAUGGAGGGAACACACCAAGAAAUUCUCCCUCUCGUGGUUUGCAGCCGUCCAUGCUGCAGUUCCCGUCCUAGGGAUGCUCAGGAAAUCCGUACUGAUGCCCAAAUCAGCCAUGGCGUUCACCAUCGCAGCAUCGAUAUUAGGUCAAGUUAUUGGUUCAAGGGCAGAACGCUACCGCCUGAAGGCAAAGGCUAAAGCUGGGCAGGAGAUCACUUUGGUCGAAACUCGUGUGCAUCACUCUUCCUCAUCCGUACACCAACAACCCAUUGCUGUGAAAACUGGGCACGGUGGCAAUCUGAUCGAGUAUCCAGCCGCCAUUCAUGGAGCCGGGAUUACUCCUGCAGCUGCCAAUGUGAUCUGCUAAAUGCAUCACCUCUAUCCGAGUGCUUGUUGUUGUGAAGACUUCAAUCACCAUCUUUAUCCAUCGUAAUUUGCAGCAGAAAGGUUGUUUGGUUCGUUCGAUUUUUGUAUUCAAUGACUGGCUGUCAUUUUGGUUAUGCAAGACAUGAUAUUGGCGGAGUUGGAGGGAAUAAAAUAAUAAAAAGAUUGGUUUGUAUUUUUAUCUUUAAGAUCUCUUUCGUUUGAUGAAAUGAAGAUUGCCGCCCGGAGUGGUUGAACUGUCAAACGUUAGGUAGCAACUUUGAUGAAAUUGUCUAAGCUGGU
Molecule: messenger RNA, 1859 nt
Organism: Linum tenue
Lineage: Eukaryota; Viridiplantae; Streptophyta; Magnoliopsida; Malpighiales; Linaceae
Source: the annotation of a GenBank genome assembly